Chara braunii is the source of this 3928-nucleotide messenger RNA. The record is from the annotation of a GenBank genome assembly. Lineage: Eukaryota; Viridiplantae; Streptophyta; Charophyceae; Charales; Characeae.
CGGUGCUACAGCAGUCAUGGCCACUACAACCAUGGUCACUUCUGCGCAGCAGACUUCCCAAGCCAGUAGUUCAGGUGUCGUCGGGUCAACGUCGCGCAAACCGUGAGUCAGUCCACUGGCGUUAUGACAAGCCAGGCCGCUGUGUUGACUCCAGAGGAUGUUGCCAUCCAACAGGCAGCCCUGCAGGAGGCACAGCUACAACGGGCAUUAGGAGAGAUAAAAGCGGAAAAGGAAAAGAUGAUCCGAAGAAGAGCCAUGAUGCAGCGGAGAGGGGUAGAUAUAGAGGAGUUAGAGACGAUGGACCUGAUGCAUAUGGAUGAUGAUGUGAAGGUAGUUAGGAGGGCCCUGCUAGGCGUAAUAGAGAUUCAGGAGCAUCAAACUACCAUCCUUCAGGACAUUCAACAGAGCCUAGCCGUUUUGGCAGAUCGCGCUCAAGCAGCACCAUCACCAGCCGGGCCUGGUGCCUGGCCCGUGCCAUAUCCUCCUUUUUUUGUCCCACCGGUGACAGGGGUAUCCCCAUACGUAGCCCCGUCAUCGGUUGCUAUCGUUUCCCUGGGCAUGCCGCUGUCAGGAGGGGUAACAGCAGGGAGUAGUUUGCAGGUUCCUGUCCAGACAGUGUUCACUCAAAGUCCGUCGCAGGUUGCAGUCACCACGCAGCCUGCUGUCUCGCAGCAUGUGCAGCCUCAGGGCACGCAGCCCCAGCAGCUAGCACAGCAACCUGUGUCACCGGGUCCACAGCCCGGAGUAAUGCAGGGACCGGGACAAACUCAGUGGGUUCCAAAGACGGCCAUCACCGCUCCCAAACCUUUUACAAGAGAUAAGAGGGGCGAAGACCUUGACACGUGGUUGAGGGCAGUGCCGGUCUACGUCAAGUGUAAACUCACCUUGCCGCACGAAGAAGUGCUUGUGGCUGCUUCCUACCUAGAGGGUAGUGCAGCAAGAUGGUUGAGUGGUUUGGUACAACUCCAGGGGUAUGGUCAUGACUUCCGCGCUUGGGCGGCCUCCCAAAAAUUGGAGGACUUCCUGAAGAUGGUGGAAGAAAGGUGGCAUGAUCCUCACGAGGCCCAAAGGGCCACUGAUGCGAUCCUAACAUUGCACACGCGGCAGUUUGAGUCAGUAAGGGAAGCCACCGACGUUGUUGAGCGUCUGAUCUGUGUCCCAGGGGUGCGCUAUGACCCCCAGAUCCUGCUGACUUCGUACUUGAGAUGCUUUUCUCAGCCUCUCAGGAACCAGUUGGCAAAAGAGGCCAAUAUCAAUAUGCACAACUUUCCUUCGUUCAGCAAGGUGGCCCUAGACCUUGAAGCUAAGAUAGGGCAUGGACAGGCACCCACUACGGAUGGGAGAAAGAAGACACUGCCUCCCAACUGGAAGGCGAAAGGUCGCAUCAUGUUUGUCGACAAUGAUGGUUCAACCAUCGAGUUGGACGGCAACUUCCAGGAGGGAGUAGGUUCAGAGGCGGGCAACGUAGAAGCUUCAGAGGGUGGAGUAGUCGCUGUCGUUGCUCAAAAAGGUGACGGAAAAGAUCCCGCCUACGAUGAGCUCCGCCGCCAACUCAAGGAACUCGUAGAGAAGGGUUGGAUCCGGCCGAGUGUCUCUCCUUAUGGGUCUCCAGUACUAUUCGUACCUAAGAAGAAGGAGGGUACACUUAGGAUGUGCAUUGACUAUAGCGGCCUCAAUGCCAUCACUGUAAAGAACCGAGAGCCCCUACCGCGCAUCGAUGAUCUGUUAGAUAGAGUGCAAGGGUAUCGGUACUUCAGUAAGAUAGAUUUGAAGUCUGGAUACCAUCAGAUUGCAAUCCGGCCCGAGGAUCAACACAAAACCGCCUUUGAGACCAAGUACGGUCUGUACGAGUUUGUGGUGAUGCCUUUCGGCCUUUGUAAUGCUCCUGGCACCUUUCAGCACGCUAUGAAUCGGAUAUUCCAUGACUACUUGGAUAAGUUUGUCAUCGUGUACCUCGAUGACAUACUUAUUUUUAGUAAGACUGUCGAGGAGCACGUUGCACAUUUGGACAAAGUCCUCAGUCUCCUGCGACAACACAAGUUCAAGAUCAACGAUGAGAAGUGCGAGUUUGGCUGCACCGGUGUCUUCUACUUAGGUCAUGAGAUCUCCGCGGAAGGGUUGAAGCCCGAUGACGCGAAGGUGGCCAGCAUUCGUGAUUGGCCACGUCCUCAGUCUGGGACUGAGAUGAGAUCUUUCUUAGGAAUGACAGACUACUAUAGGACUUUCGUUAAGAAUUAUAGCAUAGUGGCCGCUCCUUUGACUGAUUUGACCCGCCUUGACACCCCAUGGGAGUGGACAGACGAGUGCGAGGCUGCUUUCAAACAUCUGAAGCAUGUGUUGAUGCACUACGAGGCCUUGGAACUUCCUGAUCCUGACAAGUCGUUCAUAGUCACCACGGAUGCCAGCCAAUAUGGCAUUAGCGCCGUGCUCGAGGCCAAAAAGUUGGCCAAGUCCACCUAUGAGAAGGAACUCUACGCCGUGUACAAGGCUCUGACCCAUUGGAGACACUAUCUCCUUGGGAGAUUCUUCAUCCUCAGGACUGAUCAUCAGACCCUGAGAUGGAUGAGAACUCAGCCCGUACUUUCUGACGCUCUGAAGCAUUGGAUCGAAGUCAUUGAGCAGUAUGACUUCGACCCCCAGUAUCUCAAAGGGGAGUACAACAAGGUGGCUGAUGCCUUGUUGCGUAGACCUGACUUUUCAGGUGCGCUGAUUACCGAGUUCGACCUCACGGACGAUGUAACUCGCUCUUUGGUGGAUGCCUAUCGCAAGGAUCAGUUCAUGUCAGAAAUCAUACGCAGACUCGAGGCGAAGGACAAAAAGACCUCCGCCGAGUUUGAGUUGGUCAACGGUUUAUUGUUUCUUGAGAAGGUCGGGAAUAAACGGUUGUGCGUCCCAAAUAGAGAGUCUUUGCGUAGUUUAUUUUUAGGAGAGUGCCAUGAUGCCACCGACCAUUUUGGGUAUAAGAAGACCUCAGCCAACCUGCUGCAACGGUUCUGGUGGCCCACGAUAAUGCGAGAUGCUCAAUUGUAUGUGGAGACUUGUCAAGUGUGUCAACGAGACAAGCCAUGUACUCAGGCUCCUCUUGGGCUUUUGAAGCCCCUUCCAAUUCCGGAACGGCCUGGUAAGAGUCUGUCCAUGGAUUUCAUGGAUACUCCGAUCACCAGCAAGAGUGGGAUGUGUCACAUCUUCGUCAUCGUGGAUAGAUUUAGUAAGUAUGCUAGGUUAGUAGCCAUGCCGGAAACAGCAAAGACAGAGUACGUGAUCCGAAUGUUCAAAGAAAACUGGGUUAGAGACUUUGGUUUACCCAAGUCUAUUGUCAGUGACAGGGAUGUCAGGUUUACCAGCGAGUUGUGGAAGGCCGCUGCUGCAGAGCAGAGCACUCAGUUGCAAAUGACUUCUGGGAAUCACCCAGAGGCCAACGGCCAGGCCGAGCAACUGAACCACAUUGUACAACACCUGUUGAGGCAUUACAUCAAGCCCAACCAGGUGGACUGGGAUGAGAAGCUUGCUCUCAUCGCCAGUCUGUAUAACAAUGCGGUACAUAAUCCGGAUGGGCCAUCUUACGUUAUCCGGAUUCCUGGUCAUCUCCAUACUUACCCUGUUUUUCACGCCUCCAAGCUGGCACCUUUCAAAGAGACUGACCAGUUUCCAUCUCGUCGCUCAAUGCUGCCCCCAACCAUGGACGGAGAGGUGGACAUUGAUGAUAUUGUGGAUCACAAAGAGUUGCCGGUAUCAAGACCAGCAGGCAGGGGACGUCCUCCAAAACCGAAGCUGCAGUACCACAUUCGGUUCCGGCAUCACACUGAUCCGAAGGAGGACCGCUGGUUCACCAGGGAAGAGCUCAUGUAGACCGCUCAAGUUGUAACUCAAUAUGAGAGAUCUCUGCAGAAGGGAAAGCGCCCUAUGAUCGAAGAUUGAGCUUCUCAGA